AUGAGCGACGACAACGAAGGGAACGCUGCCCAAGCUGCAAUCAUCAAAGCGAUCAGGGAUGACCCGUCACUGUAUCAACACCAGAUAUAUCUCACCCAAAGACCACCCAUUUUUCAGACAGUGGACAUGGACAAACUUGAAGAAUUAGCUGCUGAGAAACUCAGGAAAGGCAACCGGGAAAGGCUUAACUCAUUUGGCAAACCGUACGGCUUUCGACAAAUGGAGGAUUAUCCCAGGAUGAUGGUAGACGCUACCGUGCGGGAUUUAUCUGUCACUCUUUUCGGGAAGAAGUACCCCCACCCUAUUAUCUUGGGUCCUGUGGGAGUUCAGGGGAUCGCGCACGAAGAUGCAGAAUUGGCCACUGCUCGUGCCGCACAGAGGCUGAAGGCCAUAUACACACUUAGCACGGCUGCCUCGCGUAGUAUCGAACAAGUGGCGAACGAAAACGGAGCUGGAUCACGUUGGUUCCAAUUGUACUGGCCAAAAGAUAAUGCCAUUACUUUAUCCCUUCUCAACCGUGCAAAGCAGAAUGGUUACUCAGCACUUGUGGUGACCCUCGACACGAUCCUCCUCGGUUGGCGGCCUGAAGACCUUAAAAUCAACUACCUCCCUUUCAUACACGGAGUUGGUUGUCAGAUCGGCUUUUCCGAUCCCGUCUUCAUGACAAAGUGUAACUCUAUCCCCAUGGAUGUGGUUCCGACCUUCCCGUACGAUCCAGAAACCUUGAAUACACUUGCUGCAGGAAAUGGCCCUAAGACUGAGGAGUUCAAGAAAAUAAUGGAGAUUGCCAUCAGAUGGUUAAAGGACGAAGUGACUUCUGGGUUUUUCAGAACUUGGAGCGACGUUGGGUUCCUGAGAACCAGUUGGGAGGGGCCAUUGUUGCUAAAAGGCAUUCAGAGUUUGGAGGAUGCCGAGAAAGCAAUUGAUGCUGGGGUGGACGGGAUUGUUGUAUCCAAUCAUGGUAUGUUUUUCGGAUUCUCGGAAUUUCCAGACAGUGAGGAGUUAUCAGGUGGGAGACAGGUGGACGGCGCAAUUGGUUCUCUUGAUGCAUUGGAGCGCAUCAUGAAAUCUUCGCGGGUUAGAGAAGCUCAGAAGACUGGAAAGUUCACCGUCCUGUUUGAUUCAGGCAUUCGAACCGGCUCGGAUAUACUGAAGGCGCUUGGGCUGGGGGCUCAAGCUGUUCUGGUUGGAAGAUCCUAUAUGUACGGUCUUGCAUUGCAAGGGCAAGAAGGGGUCGAGGAGGUUCUCAAGAUACUAUUAUCCGACUUGAACGCGACUAUGGGGCUGGCAGGCUAUAAGGACAUUGAAGAUGUGCGCAGCAAUCUCCUACACCACCUCGUCCGAGCCUGA
Molecule: messenger RNA, 1350 nt
Organism: Cantharellus anzutake
Lineage: Eukaryota; Fungi; Basidiomycota; Agaricomycetes; Cantharellales; Hydnaceae
Product: FMN-dependent alpha-hydroxy acid dehydrogenase
Exons: 5
Coding region: 1-1350 (449 amino acids)
Molecular function (GO): oxidoreductase activity; FMN binding
Source: RefSeq, a predicted model, not a curated record